UCUACUCAAAUCAAAUCAGUAAAACCAAAUCCCUAUGUUAAAAUACAAUUGUUGUGAUAAAAAAAAAAUAAAUAAAUAAUAUUUUUUAAACAUAUUUCAGCCAAUAUAGGCUAUAAAUAACACAACAGAGGAUAGGACUGACUCAUGAAAACGUACAGUUCCUCUGUAGUGCCUAUACUGUACAAGUUAACAAUAGAGACUGAUAAAUCAACACUUGUUUGAGUUGAGUUGAGAACAUGCAGCCUAUCCGCCACCAGCACAGAUCUUCAAUCAUUAAACCACUAAACCACAUCCACCCCCAGACGUGUGACGUGUGAUCGCUGCUGCCCAUCCGCGACGCUCCUGAAACGCUCGCAGCGCAACAUUGUAACCGGUGGAUGCAACACGUCCCUCAGACUCUCUGGUGCUGAAGCUGCGCGCAUCCGGAAGAUUCCAGCAUCCCGCAAGCUUUCUCGUCUACAGUAUGGAUCAUGAUGCCUUUUAUCGCCUGAUGAAACUUCCAUUCGCUUUGCUUUUUCGCUUUAAUCAUCACGAAUUUAAUAUUCGUGGGGAUCGGUAACCUGAGAUACUAACGGUUUCUUGGUAGUUAUGACUGGCGCGCAAUUGCGCUCAAUAAACUGACGCUUUCAUCUAGUUGCACUUCAGCUUCACCAAAAAGCGCGGAGAGAUUUCUGGAGUGAAUUGCUUGAUAAACGCACAACUGGAGCAGAACCAGUGCCAUGGGGCCCUUACUCUGGGAAGGGCGCCUGUCAUGUUUUCUUCUCCAUGCUUCUGUUCUCCUGCUGCUCAGCAAGGGGGAGCGGAUGUGCCCUGUGAGUUGCCGCUGCGAAGGCAAGAUUGUUUACUGCGAGUCUGGCGCCUUUCAAGACGUCCCGGAGAACAUCUCUCUGGGGUGCCAGGGACUAUCCCUGCGGUACAACAGCCUCCUGUUGUUGCUACCUUACCAGUUUGCUCACCUCAACCAGCUGGUCUGGCUCUACCUGGAUCACAAUUCAAUCAGCGUAGUGGAUAGACUGGCCUUCCAGGGACUUCGGCGGCUAAAGGAACUAAUCCUAAGCUCUAACAAGAUUGUGCAGUUGCAAAACGGCACCUUUGAGACUGUCCCAAACCUGCGCAACCUUGACCUGUCCUACAAUCAGCUGCAGGACUUGAUACCGGGGCAGUUCCAUGGACUUCGUAAGCUUCAGAAUCUUCACCUGCGAUCAAACAACAUCAAAAACAUCCCUGUCCGUACGUUCAUGGAAUGUCGGAGCCUGGAGUUUCUAGAUUUGGGUUACAAUCGCCUACGGACUAUCACUCGUACGACCUUCCUGGGACUGCUCAGGCUGACAGAACUCCACCUUGAACACAAUCAGUUUUCCAGGAUUAACUUUUUCCUAUUUCCACGCCUCUUAAAUCUGCAGGCUCUUUAUCUGCAAUGGAAUCGCAUACGGACAGUCGUCCAAGGUUCGCCUUGGACUUGGCACACUUUACAGAAACUGGAUCUAUCGGGCAACGAGAUUCAAAUUUUGGAUCCUGCUAUUUUUAGGUGUUUGCCCAACUUGCAUACGCUCAAUCUGGAGUCUAACAAGAUCAGUAAUGUGUCCCAGGAAGUGGUUUCAUCGUGGAUCUCCAUUAGCACCAUCAACCUGGCAGGAAACAUAUGGGACUGUAGCUCUAGUAUCUGCCCUCUGGUGUCUUGGCUGAGAAACUUCAGGGGAACUAGAGAUGCCAGCAUUAUUUGCAGCACUCCCAAAUCGCUUCAGGGAGAAAGAGUCAUGGAGGCAGUGAGGAACAACUCAGUGUGUGAGGAGAUAUUCACUGUGGAACCGACCACGGAAUUAACUCUUCUUUUGACUACUACUACGACAACUCUUUAUGUGACAAAGCCACCCACAACCACCACUACAACCCCACACACCACAACUAGGCGGCUUUCCCAAGUAACUCACAUACAAAGACUCACCCCAAAGGUUUUAUUCCCUAUUCAGUCUGAGAAAGAAUUCCUAGUGACGCCUAGCAGCCUACCCUUCACCCCCGAACCCGAGUUUGAGCAUAUGACCUUCCACAAGAUCAUCGCAGGCAGCGUUGCCCUAUUUCUCUCGGUGUCAUUAAUCCUAUUAGUGAUUUACGUGUCGUGGCGGCGAUACCCCAACAGCAUGAGGCAACUCCAGCAGCACUCCAUCCGACGCAAGCGCAGGAAAAAGACUCGAGAGCCCGAACAUAACAUCAACUCUCAACUGCAAGAGUAUUAUCUAAGCUACAACCAUGCCAAUGUAGAGACGAUGGACUCUUUGGUUAACGGGGCGUGCACCUGCACCAUCUCGGGCUCCAGAGAGUGCGAGGUAUGACCUACCACUAAAAAAACGCAUUCUCUGCACCGGGGAGUCAGAGAAUGCAUACGCAUAUCCCAGACCGCUACCGGGGACCUGGAUGGGAGACAUACCCACAAUUCACCGAGGGGGCCCGUGAGAAAACGCACCACUGCCCAUUACGAUUUGCAUUGGCUCAGAUAAAGCCUUUCCUGGAUUUUGCUUCAGCGCUGAGAAUUUUCCAACACAAAAGCAGCAGAAUCUGAAAAGAAUUAGGCCGGAUGGGCGGCACACAUCCUCAACCCCUCAUUUUGGACCCUUUUAAAAGUGGAGCAAGUGGAUACGGCAUCAAUUUGACACCCAGUCCUCGAGCAAAACCGGUUUGGUAGUCACUUCGACCAACAAUAGACAUCCCCCACAAUGGGGCUGGCAAAACACGCAAGGCAAAUCUCUCCAUAAUGAACCAGCAAAAUGUUUCUCGACGCUGCCAUUGUUGCUGUAUGAUAGCUACUGCCUGCUCUCCCCACGGAAUCGACACCUACCGUCCCUACUUCCUCCAGCCUCCCGUCCUGUUCAUCCCUUUGUGUUGUGUAGUGAUGUAUUCAUGCCGAACCACUGGAAACGUCUCUCUCGUGAUCGGUGGACAGUAAUUGCUCAAUUGAGCACAACCCACGAGGAUGUUUCCAAGGACCGCAUGACAACAGAAGAUAUUUUUGACUGCUGUGAAAACAUAAUGAAAAAAGCCUGUUUGUAAGGACUGUAACCUCACCAAAAGUUCCCACUGUGAUUUGAUUUCAACCCUGGCUGAACGUGGACUCACCACAGGAGAGUUGAAUUGUGGGUAUAGUAUGUGUGUUGUGGAUGUGUUUUGUUUUUUCUGUUCCGUUUCAACCUGGAAUUUCCAUGCUUUCCCUGGAUUGUCCUUUCUCUUUGUUCAGACUGAAAAUUUAGCUGACUAUUUUUGUAUGAGCACCAUAUCAUCCUUACGUGAUUAAUCAAAGAGAGAUCGACUUUAAAAACUCUGAGAUACCUUCACAUAUUUUAAACACUUGCAUCUGGAUGCCUUCUUGUCGCCCGACAUCUACAGCCACUGAUCAAACCAUCAACAAACCGGAUGUUUUCUAGAACAACCACAGCUGUCAUUAUUUUGUGCUGCAAACUUUGCAUAGCGUAAAACGGUGGUUCUCAACUGAUCAGGGUCAUAGACAAUAAACAAUAAAAUGCAGCUAACCAUAUAAUCAUGCAUAGUCAGGAGAGCAAAAUAAAUGUUUUGUUUUUGGCGUCAAAGGUGUGUGCAAUCAAACUCCACAGUAUUUUGGCACACGAUCAUCUACUAGACAAAAUGUGAAGCCAAAUUAGAGAGGGUGCAUGACAUAGUCCUCAAAAACCAUGAACAGAACUACUGAAUUGAAAAUAUGACCCAGACUACGUUAAAUACGGGUUCACAGGGUUUGCAAUGUGUUUUAUAUGAUGAAUUAUUUGUGUGAUGAGAGCAUCGAAAUUGUUCGCUUUUGUCACGUUAAUAAUUUAGCAUAUUGGCCGGCCUUUGCGUUUCUCUGAAAUAUUACUACAUUUUAAAGUUUGAAUUUAAGGACAUUUUUUACUUACUUUUUGUACGAUAAACAAUUUAGAUAUCACUUCGGGUCACCACUUGAUUUCCAAUGUAAAAUCCGGGUCCUGUUGAGAACCACUGACACAAAACCUUUCUAAGAUUUACACACUUAAUACCAUACAACAACCUAUGGAAGCUUGUUUCCGCCAUGGAAUGGGAAAAAAAAGGUAAUUGCGACUUUUCUCACAAUUCUGACUAGUUUACAACUCGCAAUUCUGACUUUUUUUCUCAGAAUUGCGAGAUAUAGUCGCAAUUGCGUGAUACAAAGUCAGAAUUGUGAGAUAUAACUGACAAUUGCAUGUUAUAAAGUCAAGAAUUAAUAAAGUAAAGAAUUAAUUAUUUUUUGGUGGAAACAAGCUUCCAUAACAACCAUCUACAUUCACCACACUAGUAUUUCCCUUCUCUGCAGAUUUACAGGACAUUACCUUUCAAAAGUUUGGGGUCUUUUUUUAAAAGAAUAACACUUUUAUUCAGCAAGGGCACAUUUUAUUGAUCAAAAGUUACAUUAAAGACAUAUAUAAUGUUAUAAAAGAUUUCCA
Megalobrama amblycephala (Wuchang bream) is the source of this 4442-nucleotide messenger RNA. It is a transcript of the gene lrrtm4l2, whose product is annotated as leucine rich repeat transmembrane neuronal 4 like 2. The transcript is spliced from 3 exons. NCBI's taxonomy places the organism in Eukaryota, Metazoa, Chordata, Actinopteri, Cypriniformes, Xenocyprididae. Gene Ontology annotation, cellular component: plasma membrane. The coding region runs from base 720 to 2330 and encodes 536 amino acids. Gene Ontology annotation, molecular function: protein binding. The record is from RefSeq and is a predicted model, not a curated record.